AUGGGCGACAAUAACAAUUCUUCAUUCCUUUAUGGUUAUGCUUCAUCCAACCGGUUCUACGGUUCGCCCGAACCUCCCUUCAACCCGAAGGCUGUGACACAAGCGAGCUGGACUCGACCGGAGCCAAAGCCUGAGUUAAAGGGACCGUUGGUUGAUCAUGCCAAUACCCUUCCUGAUGUGCAAUGCAACACCCCGAGUGCCAACCCGCGAUGGACGCCGAUGAGCCCAAAGACAAAAGGCCGUGUGGUCUAUGGUCGCAAGGUACAGCUUGCGCUGCGCGUGCUCGCUCUUGCCGGAGCUAUUGGAUCCCUUUUUUGUUCGAUCGUUAUCAAGAAUGCCGCGGUAACCGUGAUAUGGAUUGUUAGAGUCGGGCCUUUAACACCCUUCAAGCCAGCUGUCGCAAUUUUGCACACUCUCUACGGCAUAUAUACUUUGAGUCGCUCUUCUAUUACAAGGCCUCCAGGAUCGCAGGCUAGCUACAUGUUCUUUGCCGCAACAUUCGAUCUAGGCCUGAUCCCAUUCUACGCAUUUUCGGCCUACCUGGGUUACGGGCAAUAUACCGAUAACGCAUACGACUGGACUACAAUGCUAGGGUCUGAUGUUGACAUGACAACCAAGAUCGCAGAGGCUACUUUCCUGUUGGGUAUAAUCAACGGUGCACUCCAUGCGAUUUCCCUUGGAAUAUCUAUCUUCUUGGGUACCAUCUUCCGGAAAAUCACCCGACUACCCCCAGAUAUGAACCCGCUAGAAGACAACUUGACUGCACGUCCGUUUUCAAGAGCCAAGUCCGAAAUAAUUGAAAAACGUGCCAGCAAAUCUACCUUGGGCUCAGACAACAUCUCCAGCGAAGACCCACUGAUUGGUGUUCCGCGAAGUGUGCCUUUCAUGGAUACUCGCAGUAAUCCACCCUUCAACAAUGACUACAGCCGAUUCCCCCCUACUUUCGCAGACAGAACGCCACCGCAACACACGCGCUCUUUUCAUCGCCCGUCACGCAUCGACACCAUCCCACAUCUACCUUUCCAUCAACCAAACGAUAUUGAUGAUGCUACAACUAUCGCGUCACCCAUCGAGAAUCCGGAUAUCUUUACCAGGGCAACUACGUCAAUCCCGCGUGGUGCGCCAGUGCGCGAGCCAUCCCCUGACCUUCCCAACAGAUCUCAAUGUGUGAGCCCGGCUUCAGAGAAUUGGAUUGUCUAUCCGUCCCGGUCUACGACUCCUGUGGAGGAAGCUAAGGAUGAGCACCCAGCUCCUCGUGACCCAUCCUCUGUAUACAGCCGGGCCGAAACCCCAGCCUCCUCUAAGGGCGGUGUUAUGGAUUGGUUCAGUCCACAACGAUAUGGCCUGAAUAUAGGGGAGGCUAUCAGCGAGAAUAAGCGUGGGGAAUACGAGUCGAUCGCGGCGAAUGAAUUUUAUGGAAACGACGAUGACGUUCAUGACAUUCUGUACCGAAGCGGAUUCUACGAUAAUGCAGAGCAAGACCUUGGCGACCACCGGAUUGACAUCUUCCAAGAUCACGAGGAGCUCGACGAAGACACGCGAAACUCCUUGAAGGUCAAUCCAUUAGCGCUGAACCCGCCCUCUCCCCUGCCGAAGCCGGAUGAGGUCCAAAACCGCACUCCAAGCAAUGGGCGCAUGGCCCUCACUGACAUUCCCAAUCUCUCCCCCAAGCCUCCUGCCGAAGAGCCGCUUCUUGAUAGUCUGCAAAAGAAAGGAAGUUUCUAUGGAGAGCUUCCGCACAGUUUCGGACUUGAUACUCCACGGAAAGUCAGCCACGACCAAUCGAAGCUCACUCCAAAGAAGAACAAGCUCAACAUCAAGAAAAGCCAGAAGUCUAACGCCUACGGCGCACUUAAGCAGCAUGAUGAUGGUGAUCUUAACGGCCUUGGCAUUCCUUAUGCAGACCCUGUGGCUAUCGAUGGCGAUCGUAAAGGUCGCGUCGUUAGUAACUCCGGAGCUGAUGCCACCCACGCUAACUCUUCAUUGUCGUAUGGCAACUACAUCGCUGGUCUGGGAGUGGGAAGACGGCGCGAUGUCAGCGGCAAGAUGGCGGAAGAGGGCCGUGUCGAGACCAGCAAACCGAAAAAUGAGAACGCAACACCAAUCCGAGCGGCUGGAUGGGCUCGCUUUGCGGGUCUAUAG
Messenger RNA from Aspergillus niger, 2142 nucleotides. RefSeq lists its product as uncharacterized. Bases 1 to 2142 code for a protein of 713 amino acids. The transcript has 3 exons. The record is from RefSeq and is a predicted model, not a curated record. NCBI's taxonomy places the organism in Eukaryota, Fungi, Ascomycota, Eurotiomycetes, Eurotiales, Aspergillaceae.